AUGAAGUCUUCCAUCGUCCUUGCCGCCACUGGCGCCGUCAUGGCCAUGGGUGCUGCCAUCGACCCCCGUGCCUUGGAGACUGUCCUGGAUAUCACCUACGUGACCGUCACCGUCACUGAGGGUGUUCCCAUCGAGGAGCCUACUCCCACCCCUACUCCCUCCACCCCUGCCGUCUUCUACGAGGCCCCCAGCUCCGUCCCCAAGGUGGAGGAGACGCCUGCGCCCGCGCCCGCACCCGUUUUCGAGACCAUCAUUACCAAGCCGAGCUCCAGCACUCCUGAGCCCACCCCGACCCCGACGCCCACUCCCACGCCUGAGCCGGUUGUCGCGCCUGUCGUUUCUUACGCUGCUCCCGCGUCUAGCGUUGUCGAGACCACCCAGGCUGCCCCUAGCACCGCUCCUGCCGCCAGCGACCUCCAGAGCACCUGCAUUGACUCCCACAACUACCACCGAUCCAACCACUCUGCCCCCGCUCUGACCUGGGAUAGCGCCCUCGCCAGCUACGCCCUCAUCACCGCCCAGACCUGUGUCUUUGAGCAUGACAUGACCACUGGUGGUGGCGGCUACGGCCAGAACCUGGCCAUGUGGGGUGCCACUGGCUCUGAAAGUCUCGGCGAGGCCAAGGCUGCCCAGCGUGCCAUCACUGAGCAGUGGUACAACGGCGAGCUCAACCUCUACCCCGGCUACGGCCAGGCCAGCCCUGACAUGACCAACUUCCUCCAGUGGGGCCACUUCUCCCAGUUGGUCUGGGUUGAUACCACCACUGUUGGCUGCGGCGUUCACUACUGCGCUGCCGGCACCCUCAGCUCCAUUGGCAGCUGGUUCACCGUCUGCAACUACAAGUCCCAAGGCAACGUCAUUGGCAGCUUCGACAAGAACGUCCUACCUCCUGGCAACGCCGCCACGAUCAACGUUGCUUGA
Messenger RNA from Colletotrichum spaethianum, 921 nucleotides. Its product is annotated as putative pectate lyase A. Lineage: Eukaryota; Fungi; Ascomycota; Sordariomycetes; Glomerellales; Glomerellaceae. The transcript is spliced from 3 exons. Gene Ontology annotation, cellular component: extracellular region. The record is from RefSeq and is a predicted model, not a curated record. Bases 1 to 921 code for a protein of 306 amino acids.